UUGGAGUAUAUGCUUCUAAUUCUGUAUGAUUGACUUUGAACUUUUGACUCUCAAUCUCCCAACUCAAUCGCUCAACCUUCUUUCGUUGUUCUUACUCUCUAAUUUCAGUUAGUAGAAUUGAAAUAUGGAUGAUAUUUUAGUUGCUGUACUCUCAAUGCUGCUUAUAUUUGCUUUAAUUCCAUUAUUUAUAUGGAAACGCCGUCAAGAUUCUCGAGCUACUGAUAGAACCGAUGAUGAGCCUCAGGCUGUUCAGAGGGAGAAUGUUGUUCGGGCUACUGGGGCUCGGCGUAUGCGCCGGAGGCCUGCUGCUAGGGCUAGUACAUCUUCUGCUGCUGUAGUCGAUGAAGGAGAUGAGAGUGGUGAUGAGGAUGAAAUCGGGGUUGAGAAUGAAGCUAGAGGGUCAAGGAAAAGGGAUAAGAAACGUCAAGAACGUGAAGCGCAAAGACAGGCUGAACAAGCUUCACGCGACACAAGGUUAGCUAAGCAAGAUCGUUAUGCAGAAGCAAGAAGAAGGAAAGAUGAGGAACGUGAAGCAGAGGAACGUCGGCUGGAAGAAGAAGCCAAGGCUCGGCAAGCUAAGGAAGAAGCUGCUGCAGCCCAAGAGUUUGAAAAAUGGAAAGGGGCAUUCUCAAUUGAUGCUGAAGGUACCACUGAGAACGAGGCGCAAGAAAAUCAGGGUUUACUUUCUGACUUUGUGGAAUACAUCAAGAAGCAAAAGUGUGUGCCUUUGGAAGAUCUAGCAGCCGAGUUUAGGAUGAGGACUCAGGAAUGCAUCAACCGUAUCAAUGCGCUAGAAAAUAUGGGACGGCUUUCAGGAGUCAUGGAUGACAGAGGAAAAUACAUAUAUAUCUCACUUGACGAAAUGAAAGCUGUCGCAGAUUAUAUCAAGUGUCAAGGCAGGGUUAGCAUCUCUCAUUUGGCUAGCAAAUCUAACCAGUUCAUUGACUUGGAGCCCAAAAUCCACUACGAGGAGAUCACCAGCGUUGACGAGAUGAUAGCUGCUUGAUUACACACUUAGUUCCCGGUCAAAGCAGAAGAAAAGCAUCAGGAACCCGAAAGGAAAUAGGUGAUAAUUUGCUUCAUGUCUUUCUUCAGUUUUGCUAGUAUGUAGCGCUAUAUGAUUUGAUAAGCUUGUUCUAAUAAACGAGAACAAGUCUAUAAUCUACUCAACCCCUUAUUCUCGAUGUAACAUAGAAUUGAUAAGUUUGUUCUAAUAACGAAAUGUUUCGAUUUGGGAACACUCAUGAUUUGAUAAGUUGAUUGCAACUUGUACUGUUCUAACAAAUAGCUUCAAGUAUGACCGUUGUGGUCUAUGAUUGAG
This is a messenger RNA of Amaranthus tricolor (Joseph's coat), 1321 nucleotides long. RefSeq names its product DDRGK domain-containing protein 1. The record is from RefSeq and is a predicted model, not a curated record. NCBI's taxonomy places the organism in Eukaryota, Viridiplantae, Streptophyta, Magnoliopsida, Caryophyllales, Amaranthaceae. The transcript is spliced from 9 exons. Bases 125 to 1006 code for a protein of 293 amino acids.